Lecanosticta acicola is the source of this 2312-nucleotide messenger RNA. NCBI's taxonomy places the organism in Eukaryota, Fungi, Ascomycota, Dothideomycetes, Mycosphaerellales, Mycosphaerellaceae. The record is from the annotation of a GenBank genome assembly.
AUGCUUCUGCUUCUCCAGGCCUUUGGCGUCGCUGCCAUGGCGGCCGGCGUAUCUGCGGUCAAUCUCACCGUCAAGAACAGCGGAGGAAAUGCCACUUCCCCGUACCAGUAUGGAAUCAUGUUCGAGGACAUUAACAAUUCCGGCGAUGGCGGCGUGUACGCCGAAUUGAUCCAGAACAGGGCUUUUCAGGGAGAUGGCGUCAGUCGACGAACACAACAGAUGUGUUGGAAAGGAAAUGCUAAGAGCUUGAAUAGAUCUUCCCAAGCAAUCUCUCCUUCUGGUCUCCUGUCGGCGAUACAUCGCUAAGCCUUCAGAAUCUCUCCAAGCCGCUCUCCGCUGCUUUGCCGACUUCGAUGCGAGUCGGCGGGAUUGGUGAGCUUGGCUUCUCCAAUGCUGGCUUUUGGGGCUUUCCCGUGAGUAUCGGCAGCAUGAACAUGGAGAUGGCGCUGCAGUGCAUACUGAGUCUUCUCGCCUAGGUUGUGUCUUCGUGGACAUAUAAGGGCUCGUUCUGGGUUCAUGGUGGCUACAAUGGCGAUAUCAAGGUGGACUUGCACUCGUCAUUGCAGAACCAUUCGUAAGUGAGAUAUCGCUCACUUGAAGUAGUCGCGCUACUGACCAUCUGCCGUGUAGGUGGGCACAAGCUGCGGUCCGAGUAGCUUCCAAAUCAGACUCAUGGACCCAGUUCAACUACACCCUCCGACCGACCGCCGACGCUCCCAACUCGAACAACACGUUGACCUUCACAUACAACUCCCGGGGCAACACAACGCUGGACUUCAAUCUGCUUAGCCUGUUCCCGCCAACCUACAAGAACAGAGAAAACGGUCUCCGUAUCGAUCUCAUGGAAGCUAUGGCAAGUCUCAAGCCUUCUUUCUUCCGUGCACCGGGAGGCAACAAUGUCGAAGGCCUGCAGUCACCCUACUGGUGGAACUGGACCGAGACGAUUGGACCCAUCAAGGAUCGUCGGGGAUAUCCUGGUACUUGGUCCUAUGAGAACACGAAUGGUCUAGGCUUGCUGGAAUACGCUCUCUGGGCCAGAGAUCUGGACAUGGAACUGUUGCUCGCUGUCUGGAGUGGUUUUUGGCUGGAUGGAGAGGCCUUGACGGAAGAAGAGCUGCAGCCGUAUGUUCAAUCUGCUUUGGAUGAGAUUGAGUUUUUGAGAGGCGAUGUUUCGACGACUUGGGGCGCUGUGCGUGCGAGUCUGGGAUAUCCAGAACCCUUCUCGGUCAAGGUACGGGCAAGAAGAAUCAUCUUCUCGAACAGAGCUGACCUUCGCAGUUCGUAGAAGUUGGCAACGAGGACAGCUUGAACGGCGGCGGCCCAACAUACCGCUCCUACAGAUUCAAUACUUUCUACGAUGCGAUCGCCAAAGCAUACCCAGAUAUCACCAUCAUCGCCAGCUUCUACGACGUUGACGGUGCAACUCCUCCUUUCAAUGCCUCUGGCGGUAUGUCUCUCAUUCUUCCUGCAACCUCCACCUUCCCUCACUAACCCCGCUCUCUCAAGACUUCCACGAAUACGCCCUUCCCAGCGAAAUGGUCAGCCAAUUCGGCUACUUCGACAACUACACCUCCGCGCACCCGAUCCUCAUCGGCGAAUACGCCGUCGUGCAGUACGACCAACCCAACCAGACAGCCGUCAGCUGGGCCGCCGGCGCCCCCCGAGCCUUCUCCCCCUUCUGGUCCGGCACCGUCGCCGAAGCCAUCUUCCUCCUCGGCGCCGAGCGCAAUUCCCACAAACUCAUCGGCGCCGCCUACGCACCCCUAUUUCAGAAUCUGAACCGCUGGGAGUGGAUCCCCGACCUCAUCCAGUACGACGCCUUCCCGGGACACACGACCCUGACGACAAGCUACCGCAUGAUCGAGCUGUUUUCUGGAACGCGGAUCACGGAGACUCUACCCCUGGUCGGCGCGGCUUUCGAUCCGGCGUAUUACGUUGCCGGCCGGAAUGACGUUACGGGUUCGUAUAUCUUGAAAGCUGCGGUCUAUAACAGCACUGACGCCGUUCCUUUUCGCGCGACGUUUGAGGGCGUCGCGGCGGGUGCGAAGGGGGUGUUGACUUUUCUCACCGCGCCGAGGAAUUCCAGUAACCCGAUCGGGGGCAAUGUCGUGCAGACGCACGUGGAAGAGGUCCGCGCAGGUGGGAAUGGGACUUUCAGUUUCGAAUUGCCGGAGUUUUCGAUUGCGGUUUUGGAGAUUGCUGCUGGAUCUGGAUCUGGAUCUGGAGCGGAGGGAUAUGGGAAGGAUAAGAGAAGGGAUACCGAGACGAGAGGAUGGAAGGGUUCCGAGGAUUGGAGGAGGGAGUGGAGAUGA